Messenger RNA from Colius striatus (speckled mousebird), 7731 nucleotides. It is a transcript of the gene LY75, whose product is annotated as lymphocyte antigen 75. Lineage: Eukaryota; Metazoa; Chordata; Aves; Coliiformes; Coliidae. Gene Ontology annotation, molecular function: signaling receptor activity. The transcript has 35 exons. The record is from RefSeq and is a predicted model, not a curated record. The coding region runs from base 1 to 5193 and encodes 1730 amino acids.
AUGGCGCGGGCGGCGGGGCUGUGCCGGGCCGCCUGCGGCCUCGCCUGGCUGUUGGUCUGCUGCGCGGCUCGCCGGGACCCCUCAGGCAACGAUGCUUUUACCAUUCGCCAUGACACGCUGAACAAGUGCAUGCAAGUGAAAAACUCGCGGAUAGUGAUAGAUGAGUGCCAGGAGACAAGCGAUGCUUUAUGGAAAUGGGUGUCCCAGAAUCGCCUCUUUCAUUUGGGGUCCAAGCAGUGCCUGGGACUUGAUAUAUUCACCAAAUUACCAUCUCGCCUGAAAAUGGUCGAUUGUAACUCUGAUCUAAGGCUGUGGUGGCAAUGUGCUGAUGCGUCCAUCCUUGGUGCAUCUCAGUACAAAGUGACUAUCAAGUCUACCUUUGUAACUGCAAGCAUAAAUGCAACAGACCAGUGGAGAAUCAACAGUUCCUCUGAUGAUAUAUGUCGGUAUCCUUACCGUGAGGUUUACACCAAAGAUGGAAACUCUUAUGGAAAACCCUGUGAGUUCCCCUUUCUGUAUAAUAAGACGUGGCAUCAUGACUGCAUUCAGGAUGAAACACACAUGGGUGGGAAAUGGUGUGCCACAUCUGAAGAUUAUGCUCAUGAUGGAAAAUGGGGAAUCUGCUUACAACGAGAGGAUGGUUGUCAUGAUAUCUGGGAACAUGAUCCAGGUUCUGAAAGUUGCUACCAGUUUAAUACACAGUCUGCUCUUUCUUGGAAGGAAGCUUAUAUUUCAUGUCAAAUGCAAGGAGGAGACUUAAUUAGCAUCCAAAGUGCAUCCGAAUUAAGUUACAUACAAGCUAAGGAUGGCAUUGCUCAGAUAUUUUGGAUUGGCUUAAAUCAGCUGGACGUUUCUGGAGGUUGGCAGUGGUCAGAUCACAAACCUUUGAAUUUUCUUAACUGGCAUCCAGAUAUGCAGACUUUGUCCCCUCUAGAUGGGACUAGCUGUGUGGUGAUGGAUGCUGCCUCAGGUCAGUGGCAGAGUUACCACUGUGGGACUCCACUUCCAUAUGUUUGCGAGAAGUCACUCAAUGAAGUUAAAAGCCUCCCAGAGUUUUGGAGGCACUUGGAUACUCGCUGUGAUCCAGACUGGCUUCCUCACAAUGGUUUUUGCUACAUGCUGAUAAAUACCCAGUCGUCUUGGAGUAAGGCAGAGGAGAUGUGCAAAGCAAAUAAGAGCAACCUCAUCAGCAUACACUCAUUAGCAGAUGUCGAACUGGUUCUUACAAGGCUUCAUCAUGAUGCUAAUGAAGAAAUGUGGAUGGGUCUCCGGAAUGAAGAUAUACCAACCUUGUUCAAAUGGUCAGAUAACUCAGAUGUAGCUUUUACAUAUUGGGAUCAGAAUGAACCAAAAGUUCCUUUUAACAGCACUCCUAACUGUGUGUCAUAUUCAAGCAAGUUGGGACAAUGGAGAGUCAAAUCCUGUGAGGAAAAACUGAAAUACGUAUGCAAGAAAAAAGGAGAGAUUUUGAAUGAAACAAAAUCAGAUAAAAGUUGCUCACUGGAAGAGGGAUGGGAGAGACAUGGAAACUACUGUUACAAGAUUUCAAAAACUGAAGCUUCAUUUGGAGCACAGUGCAAUCUGACGGUGAUGAACAGAUUUGAGCAAGAAUUUAUAAACAGUCUAAUUAGAAAACACACCAAAGUUGAAGAAAAAUAUUUCUGGACCGGUUUGCAGGAUAUGAGCCAAUCAGGAAUAUAUUCCUGGGGUACAGUGGAUGGGGAAAAACCUGAAGCUGUGACAUACACUAACUGGAAUUCUUUGCAACCAGAGUUUUCGGGAGGAUGUGUGGCCAUGCCCAGUGGAAAGUCUCUUGGAAAGUGGGAAACUAAGGACUGUAAAACCACUAAAGCGUUUUCCAUCUGCAAAAAAUAUAUCGGGCUGCCCAAGGAGCCAGAAGUGCUCCCAAAGCCAACUGAUCCCUGUCCCCCUGGGUGGCACAAUGGAUCUGGCCUUGCCUGCUACAAGUUAUUCCACAGUGAAAGAGUGCUGCGAACCAGGACCUGGGAAGAGGCAGAAAGGUUCUGUGAAGCACUUGGAGGUCAUCUGCCCAGUUUUAGUCACUCGGAGGAAAUCAAGGCACUUCAUUCUAUCCUGAGAAAAAUAAUCAGCAAUGACAGGUGGAUAUGGAUUGGAAUGAAUAAGAGGAGUCCAGAUUCUUUGGGAACCUGGCAAUGGAGUGAUGAUAAACCUGUAACUAGUGUUGUUAUGCCACUGGAUUACUUGGAAGAUGAAUAUGAUACAAGAGACUGUGCUGCAUUAAAGACCUCUCAGUUUUCACGGAGAUCAUUUUGGAGAUUUUAUUUUCAUGAAGGCAGAGACCUGGAAUUUUACUUCAAGCCUUUUGAUUGUGAAGCUAAACUUGAAUGGGUCUGCCAGAUAACAAAAGGUAGCACUCCAAAGACACCUGAGUGGUAUAUACCAGAUGAAAUUGGAAUUCACGGACCCCCAAUUGUUGUUGAUGGAGCAGAGCUGUGGUUUGUACCAGAUAAAAACUUGAGUUUCCAGGAAGCUAUUUUCUACUGUCAGAAAAAUGAUAGUGAUUUAGCUUCUGUGGAGUCUUACCCAAAACUACGGACAAUACUGUCGCAAAUAGAAAAGUUAUCAAACAGUGAACAGAAGUGGUGGCUGAAGUUUAUUGACUAUGGCUACAGCUAUCAUUCACCUUUACAGUUAUUUUCACGCUUCCAUGAUCGAUUCCUGAGAGAUUGCUGGUAUGUUUCUAGAAAGAACUGGUAUAGAGACUAUCCAAUUAACUGUAAUGUGAAACUACCCUUCAUCUGUGAAAAAAAUAAUGCCUCCUUACUAGAGAAACACGAUCCCAGCUACAGCCCAGUCAGAGGAGGCUGUCCUAAAGGUUGGCAUCAGUUCCGGAAUAAGUGUUUUCUAAAGAUGAAACCUGAAUAUUUAACAUUUAAUGCAGCUAAUGAAAAGUGUGUAACUUUUGGAGGCUCUCUUCCAUCUAUCUCAAAUCAAGCUGAGCAAGAUUAUAUAACAUCCUUGCUUCCUAGUAUGCCAAAAGAUAUUUGGAUUGGUUUGCAGUUUCUCUUCAGCACAAGAGAAAACAAAUGGAUAGAUGGGAGUAGACUGCUGUACAGUAACUUUCACCCACUCCUGACAGGAAGAUUAAGGAAAAUUCCACUGGAUCUUUUUGAUGAAGAAUUUAACAAUCAGUGUGGUGUGAUCCUCAAUGAUCCCAAAUCGCAGUAUGUUGGAACAUGGAAUUUCACUGCUUGUGCUGACAAGCACUUCUUGGGCAUCUGCCAGCGGCCUAUAGGAGCUGCUGAUAACCAGACAGAGCAAAUCUUUAAUGAAACGUUGAGCUAUCAAAAUGUUCAAUACAUGGUAAUUCUAAAGAAUUUGUCCUGGAAUGAUGCAAUGGCUACAUGCAUAAAUAACAAGAUGCAGCUGGUUAGCAUCACAGAUCAGUUUCAGCAGGCUUUUCUUGCUGUUCAGGCUGCUCUUCGUAAUUACCCACUGUGGAUUGGACUCUUCAGCAGGGAUGGUGGAAAACAUUAUGGCUGGCUGGAUGGGAAACAUGUUAGUUUUAGUCGCUGGUCUGAAGACGAUGAAGAAACAAGUGAAGAAUGUGUGUUUUUGGACACUGAUGGCUUCUGGAAAACUUCUGACUGUUCCUCUGAAAAUCGAGGUGCUAUUUGCUAUGCAUCAGAAAAGAAGAUUGAAACUGAACAAGUUACGCAAGUGAAGUGCCCACAUAAGAUUAAAAAUACACCCUGGAUAGCAUUUAGAAACAAUUGUUACACCUUUAUGAUAACAAAAAAUAGAUGGAGAGAAAUGAAGUCUCAAGAAGCUCAUCACUUAUGCAAGAAAAUGAAUCCAGAAGCAUUUGUUUUGAGUGUUCGAGAUGAAGAGGAGAAUAACUUUGUUACUGAGCAGCUUCAUUCAUUCAGCGGUCUGGCCAUGUGGGUCUGGCUGGGUGUGAUUUAUGAUGACAGUGAUGAAGUUCUCAAGUGGUAUGAUGAAACUCAUGUGACUUACAAUAACUGGAGGCUAGGAAGACCUAACAUAAAGAAGAACAGUUUUUUUGCUGGUGUGAAUCUUGAUGGUUUUUGGGAUAUUUAUAAUUAUUCUCAAAGCUGGCAUGCUCAUCACUAUAAUGUGUACAGUAUUCUCUCCUGUAAAAUUGAAAGGGGGCCCCAACAGCACAAGCCUCCAUUGCCCGAGUCUAUUCCACAUGGAAACAGAACAUACAGAGUCCUUCAGAAGAAGUUAACGUGGUACGAGGCGUUGAGAGAAUGCAAACAAAACAAGAGUGAUUUAGCCAGUGUACACAGUGAAUCACAACAGCUGUUUCUAGAAGACAUUGUGAAGCGGGACGGCUAUCCUCUGUGGCUUGGGUUGUCAGUUCAUGAUGGAAGUAAAGCUAAUUUUGAGUGGUCAGAUGGAAGCAACUUUGACUAUUAUCCUUGGGAACUGGAAAACUCAAAUACUACUGAGAACUGUGUUCUGUUGGAUACUAAAGGAUCCUGGAACCGCACAAAAUGUACAAGUGUUGCUGAAGGUGCCAUUUGUUAUAGUCCCCCAAACAAGAGACAAAUGCAGCCAACACAAGAGAGCAGAGCCCCAGGAUGCCCUCAGAUGAGUGAUGCCCUGCAGUGGAUACAGUAUAAGGAUCAUUGCUAUGCCUUCGACAUGGCAUUCUACAAUUUCUCAGUAUACAAUGUGGAAGAUGCUAAGAAAGUCUGUCAGAAACUGAAUCCUUCAGCAACUCUUCUGACUAUAGUCGAUGCUGAAGAAAAUGCAUUUGUCAGCACACACAUCAAGGAAAAUGAUCUCAUCACUAAGAACGUAUGGCUUGGCCUGGCUCAAAGCUCUAAAGAUCAGUCCCUGAACUGGCUUGAUGGCUCAUCAGUUAAUUAUGUCAACUGGGAAAAUAAUACUGCGGAAGUCAGUGAAAAAUGCAGUGUUAUCCUGUCCACAACUGGCACAUGGUCCAAGGUUGAUUGCAGUCAGAGUCAAAGCAGAGUGGUUUGUAAAGCUCCUUUAGGUUCUAGCCAUACUGGAGUGGCUGUAGCAUUUGCACUGCUGAUUAUCUCGGUCUUCGUUGUGGGAUUACUGUGGUAUCUGUAUAAGAAGAAGCGUCUCCACUGGAGCGCCUUCUCUUCAGUGCGCUACCAGAGAGGGAUGAAUGAUGAUGAAACUGAUGAUAUGUUCACAAAAGAUAGCUAUUGAGAGACUGUCCUUUCUGGGUAAUUUAGCAUGGACUUCACCGUGUGAAGCCAUAAGGAAUGAACUGCUUGGUGGUUUAUUACUUCUUUUGGAAAAGUAAUAAGAAGGCUAUUAACAAGGGCUAAAUGUUACUCUCUUAUACAAGUGCAAUUUUUACUCAAGCCCAUGGUAACUAUUUAAAUUCAACCUCAGCCAUUUAAGGUGCAAGAUUCUAGAGUUUUCUGUGUGUUUGGUUUGGUGUUUUAAUUUGCAGUAUUUUCUCUUUACUGGGAAGAGUUUUUAUUGAAAUAAUGAAUGCCAACAGUACUUCAUGCAACAUCACCUUAACGAAUGCACUUAAAAUUGCUACAUGAAUUCUGUCACUUUGUACAAAUAUCCGUCCAUAACUCCAUGCCAAAUGAUGUACCACUUUGAUAUGCUUAUAAGCAUUUUGCUUCUAGCAUUGGGUUACCCUGUGGAAGCAACUUCUGAAUUAAGCAGCUACAAAUUUUGAUACAGCAAAGGAGAAGGGAGUUGCCAGGUCUCUGAGUAUUCAUUCCCAUCCAACUAGAACUUAAAUUUUCUUGUUGUAGUGGGGGAAGAUCAUAGUGUGAUUUCACAUACACACCCACACACACAAAGACACCAAAAAAUCGUGUCAGAGUGGUGAGAGAAGGAUCUUCCUUAGAAUGCAGAAUGAACAUUUUGAAUAGAGAGUUAUGGGGAAUACCUUGUGCUAAAGCCAUGCCAUCUAGGAUUAGAUGAAAUAAACAGAAUAUUGGAAGCCUGAGACUGUGGCAAGCUGGCAGAUCACUGCUCUUAUCCCUUGAAGGGGGGCAGUGGGGCUAACAAGAGUACCCAUUGAGGGCUAACUGCAAACACAAGCAGAACUCAAGAGGUAAUAAAAGCCUUAAGCCCUGUGAAAGCAGAGGCAUAAAUGUUACAUUUUACCCUGUGAUGUAACUGCUCUUUGAGUAAAUCACUCAGUUUCUUUUCACAGCUCCUUUCACAAAAGUGAAACAUUCCUGCUAUUUGGGCCUUUAUGUUGAAAAUCAGUAUCUGGACCCAAGUAUUAAUUAAGGUUUAAAACCUGUACUUGGAGUAGUGUUUGGAGACACAUAUACCACAUUCUGCCAUAUGUCUCCAGACUGCUCUAAAAUCAGACUUGAAUGAUUUUCUUGCAGAUCAAAACACAGAACAAAGACCUGCUCCAUCUAAUCAUCUGUUGCACUAUGACACCCAAGGGCAGGAGUGUUGUAGGGACAGUAACAAGAUCCUCCUGACAUUUACUUCCCCCAACACUCUUAUUUAUACCAGGAUUAAAUGCUUGCCUUUAUAGGUGAAAUAUGUCAUCUGUCCAAGAAACAAGGUGAAGAUAUAUCUAAGGAAGGAGUGAGAAAGAACAUAUGAUAAACAAACUUGUGUACAUAAAUGCUAAAAAUACUUGAGUGUUUUGCAUAGAACUUGAUUUUUGAACGUGAUAUGUUGCCAUGGCCUUUCCUAUGCAGUCCAAAGAAAGCUGUAAAGGGAAAAGGGAAAGACAGAAUUGUAUAUGCUAAUUAAUUAUAUAAUCAAUUGAAAAACUCUUUAGACUUUUUCGAUGCACAAGACCAAGAGCAGGCAUGUUUAAGUUAUGAAAGAGGAUGGGGGCGUGAUGCCAUGAGUAGGGCUGCGUUUGGUCCGAUGUGUCGAGAAAAGAACUACUGACUUCUCUGAGGCUCAACUGCCUUUGUUCCCCUGCAGUUUACUUAUGUUGACAGCACUUUUCUUUGUUCCUGUUUGCACUAUUUUGAUAAGCGAGUGUUUAUCAUUUGUAUUGAGAAAUAGAGAACUUCUUGUCAUAGGGCUGGAGAGCCGGGGCAGCCUGAAGGCGCAGCCAAGGAACCCUUGUGUCAGUUUGAUGGAAAGAGUUAAGCACUUUUGUUCUUUUAUUCGGUACUUUGGGCACAAUUGUGAGUGUUUUCUUUCUUGAGGUAACUUGUAGAAUUGCGAUACUAGUUACUAUGUAAUGAAAAUAACCCUCAGUCACCAUCUUAAGUUUAGGCUGGUAUGAGAAGUUUGAAACAUAACAAAGCCGGGUUCCUGCCGUGUUCCGGUUUAGCUGAUAUGCCCAACUGCUUUACCAAAUGGCUUCUAACUUAAUGGACUAAAAAAAAAGUGUUGGUUAAUGUUUUUUUCUAACAGUAGUAAGUGGGAAGACUAUUUACAAAUUCUCAUGUUUUGAGAUUUACUAGUUUUAUAGGUGUUUAUACUUCGAGCAUUUUUAGGUGUGAAUCUGAAAUGGAAAAUGGAAAUUAGCAGAAAAAUCCUAAUUCUCCAACAGACAUGAAUAUAUACUUUUAUAAAAAAUGUAUAUUUUAUUCUUAUGGAUGAUGUAAAUAGUUUUUUAAGGCCUCAUUUCUCAUGUUUGUUUUGCCAUACCCACAUUGUCCAAUCACUGGUAGUUCUUGAGUGAACACAACUGCCUUAGUGCAGGUGAACACCCCGCUUUUAUUUUAAAUGCACAUACAGGUUAUUUAGCAGUAUUGUUAUUGAAAGAAUAAAGUUAAGUAAAACACUAAA